UACAGUGUUGAGAAAUAAUUCAAGCAUAUUCGUAGUAAGAUCGAACAUAUUGUCAUGGCAAAAACCAGCUUCUCAUCUCAUUCAGAAUAUCAAACGCAAUCAUGGGUUGGAGUGUUUGGUCAUGGAGGAACUAUGCAUGACAACCUUGGAAGAGGAAAAGUUGCUGACAUACUUAUGUGGAAGAACAAGAAAUUAUCAGCUGCAAUCCUGAUUGUGUUGACAUCAAUAUGGUUUCUUUUUGAAGUUGUGGAGUACCAGUUCAUUACUUUUCUCUGUCACAUACUGAUCACCGCAAUGACUCUUAUUUUCGUCUGGUCUAAGGUUGCAGGAGUACUGAUCGAUUGGCGACCACCCAAUAUCCAUGAUUUUAGCCUUUCAGAAUCUACAUGCAGAUUCUACUUCGCAAAAGUUAAUUGGUUCUUGUUCGAAUUCUUUGAGAUUUCAACUGGGAAAGAUUUGAAAAGCUUCUUUGUGGCAAUCGCUUGUCUUUGGGUAUUGUCAGUUAUUGGAACCUAUUUCAGCUCUUUGAAUCUUCUAUACCUUGUCUUCCUCUGCAUGCAAAUACUACCUGUUUUGUACAAGAAAUAUGAAAGGCAGGUGGAUUAUCUUGCUACCAAAGGCAGACAAGAUGCGAAGAGUUUGUACAGGAAGUUUGAUUCCAAGGUUCUUAACAAGAUUCCAAGGGGACCAGUAAAACAGAGGAAAUUCCAUUAAGUAUGGAAGUUGUGGGAAUGAAAAUAAGAGUGUAAAUAAAUCAUGUUGGUCAACAACAAAAACUAAGGUGUAUAUAUACAUUCACUAUCUCCUGCAUUUACGACAUAAAUAAAUGAUAAACCAAUUAUAUCUAACGACUUAUUCUAUUUUGCAAGUCGGUAUGUAGAACACA
Juglans regia (Persian walnut) is the source of this 886-nucleotide messenger RNA. RefSeq names its product reticulon-like protein B14. The record is from RefSeq and is a predicted model, not a curated record. The transcript has 5 exons. Lineage: Eukaryota; Viridiplantae; Streptophyta; Magnoliopsida; Fagales; Juglandaceae. Bases 55 to 714 code for a protein of 219 amino acids.